Molecule: messenger RNA, 486 nt
Organism: Chanos chanos (milkfish)
Lineage: Eukaryota; Metazoa; Chordata; Actinopteri; Gonorynchiformes; Chanidae
Gene: anapc15
Product: anaphase promoting complex subunit 15
Exons: 5
Coding region: 60-425 (121 amino acids)
Biological process (GO): regulation of mitotic cell cycle spindle assembly checkpoint
Cellular component (GO): anaphase-promoting complex
Source: RefSeq, a predicted model, not a curated record
UUCACGGCUUGUUGCUGUUGAAUAAUUUGAGUGUCUUCAGUACCCUGGGUUCUUCAGAAAUGUCCACUCUGUUCCCCUCUCUGUUCCCUCGUAUGACUGAAUCGCUCUGGUUUAACCUGGACCGUCCGUGUGUGGAUGAAGCUGAACUACACCAGCAGGAGCAGCAGCAUCAGACUUGGUUGCAGAGUAUUGCAGAGAAAGACAACAACCUCAUGCCCAUUGGAAGACCCAUCUUUGAGACUUUUGAUGAAGAGGAGGAAGAGGAUGACGAAGAUGAAGAGGACAGCGAGGAAGACUCUGAGGAAGAUGAAGACAUGCAGGACAUGGAUGAGAUGAAUGACUACAAUGAGUCGCCGGAUGAUGGAGAGAUCAAUGAGGUGGACAUGGAGGGAGCUGACCAAGACCAGGAUCAGUGGAUGAUCUAAACCUCACCCAUCCAUCCUCUACCUCUCUGAUCUCUCUGCAAGUGGCGCUGUGCAGAGGAAU